GUUAAAAUAAAGUGAAAAGUAAAAUAAAAAAAAAAAAUACAAAAUUAUAUUUGCCAUAUAUACAUAGCGUUUAAAUAGUAAGUAAAUCAGAAUCAGUAAAUGAAAUCAAUUUAAUAGAAAACCUAUGAACACGCACUCAACUCAGUAAAUAAAAUAAAUUUCAUACAAAUCCAACUAAAACGCACACACACUCUCACACACACAGACACCGUCGUGCUGACCGCAACAAAUAAAAUAUUUACAGCAAGGAAAAUUAAGUAAAUUUAUGCAAAAUACAAAAUAGAAAAUGUUAAAUUUCCACAACUCGGUUAAUAAAACAAUACAGCAAAACAAUAACAAAAGCCACAAAAUGCAUCUGCAAAGUGCAAAAACACUAGCCCCAAACUCUGGAUGGAUGCAAGUCUUCCUACUACUGACACUCUUCGUGAUUGGUAAUCAAAGUGCCUGGCAGGAGAAUAUACGACCAAAACUAUAUGUGGAAUUAGGUCCAGAAGAUAUACUGAAAUUUCUGGGCAACGAGAGCGUCGUGGAUCACUUCAAGCUCGUCACCAAGGACGGCAACAGCCUGCUCAUCGGUGCCAGAAAUACCGUAUUUAAUUUAAGCAUACAUGAUCUCACGGAACAGCAAAGUCUCGUGUGGUCGUCGCCGGAGGAAGAUACCAAAAUGUGUCUCAUGAAGGGCAAAGAUGAGUAUAAUCAAACAAAUUCUCUCCUUCUGCUUUUUCCAGACAACGAAUUAUACUCAGGCACUGUGGCAGAUUUCAGCGGCAGUGAUCCGAUUAUCUAUCGUGAGCCUCUCCAAACGGAACAAUAUGAUAGCCUCAGUCUCAAUGCGCCAAAUUUUGUGAGCUCAUUUACCCAGGGGGAUUUCGUCUACUUCUUCUUUCGGGAAACGGCUGUGGAAUUCAUCAACUGUGGCAAGGCGAUUUAUUCGCGCGUCGCACGCGUCUGCAAAUGGGAUAAGGGCGGCCCGCAUCGCUUUCGCAAUCGCUGGACCUCGUUCCUCAAGUCCCGCCUGAACUGCUCCAUACCGGGCGACUAUCCGUUCUACUUUAAUGAGAUACAAUCGGCUAGCAAUCUCGUCGAGGGACAGUACGGCUCCAUGAGCUCCAAAUUGAUUUAUGGCGUUUUUAAUACGCCAACAAAUUCAAUUCCCGGCUCAGCGGUUUGUGCUUUUGCCUUGCAGGACAUUGCCGACACGUUCGAGGGACAGUUCAAGGAGCAGAGCGGCAUCAACUCCAACUGGCUGCCAGUAAAUAAUGCCAAGGUGCCCGAACCGCGUCCUGGCGCCUGUCACAAUGAUUCACGAACGCUUCCGGAUCCCACAUUAAAUUUCAUCAAAACACAUUCGCUAAUGGACGAGAAUGUUCCGGCAUUUUUCGGUCAACCGAUUUUAGUGCGGACGAGCACAAUUUAUCGCUUCACACAAAUCGCAGUCGACGCACAGAUCAAAACGCCCGGCGGCAAGACGUAUGAUGUGAUUUUCGUUGGCACAGACCAUGGAAAAAUUAUAAAGUCCGUGAAUGCCGAAUCAGCUGACUCGGCCGAAAAGGUGACAUCGGUGGUCAUUGAGGAGAUCGAUGUGCUGCCCAAGAGUGAGCCCAUACGCAAUUUGGAAAUUGUGCGAACUAUGCAAUACGAUCAACCGAAAGAUGGCAGCUACGACGAUGGCAAAUUAAUCAUUGUCACGGAUAGUCAGGUGAUAGCCAUACAACUGCAUCGAUGUCACAAUGACAAAAUCACCAGCUGCAGUGAAUGCGUCGCAUUGCAGGAUCCGUAUUGUGCCUGGGACAAAAUUGCUGGCAAGUGUCGCUCCCAUGGUGCGCCGCGUUGGCUGGAGGAGAACUAUUUCUAUCAGAAUGUGGCGACCGGUCAGCAUGCAGCCUGUCCCUCAGGCAAAAUCAAUUCAAAGGAUGCCAACGUGGGUGAGCAGAAGGGCUUCCGCAAUGACAUGGAUUUACUGGAUUCGCGUCGCCAGAGCAAGGAUCAGGAAAUCAUAGACAAUAUUGAUAAGAAUUUUGAAGGCCCACAAAUUUCUGCAGAUAUUAUCAAUGCACAGUAUACGGUAGAGACUCUGGUUAUGGCCGUGUUGGCCGGCUCGAUAUUCUCGCUGCUGGUUGGCUUCUUUACGGGCUACUUCUGUGGCCGUCGCUGCCACAAGGAUGAGGAUGACAAUCUGCCGUAUCCAGAUACGGAAUACGAAUACUUCGAGCAACGUCAAAAUGUGAACAGUUUCCCGUCGUCGUGCCGCAUACAGCAGGAGCCGAAGCUGCUGCCACAGGUGGAGGAGGUGACGUAUGCGGAGCCGGUGCUACUACCGCAGCCACCACCGCAGAACAAGAUGCACUCGCCAAAGAAUACCCUGCGCAAGCCACCCAUGCACCAGAUGCACCAGGGCCCCAACUCGGAGACACUCUUCCAGUUCCAACCAGACGGCUAUAAUACCCAGCAGACAUAUCGCGGACGGGACAACUUUGGUACACUGCGUUCGCAUCAGGUGAUGGGCGACAACUAUAGACGCGGCGAUGGCUUUUCGACCACGCGCAGCGUCAAGAAGGCUGUAAGCAACACAAACACACGAAACAGAAGUCUUGGUCGCGCAAGAAGACAGCCGCCCCGUCAUGGUAUUGUAACUCAGCACCGUUCAAAUAGCCCGCAGCAGCAGCAGCAACAACAACAGCAGCCGCACUCCAGCUCCGGCUCAUCGCCCGUAAUGUCGAACAGCAGUUCCAGUCCAGCUCCCCCAUCGAGCAGUCCCAGUCCGCAGGAGAGCCCCAAGAACUGCAGCUACAUUUACCGUGAUUGAUUGAUAUGUAACACCAAAUCGAUGCCACUCAUCCAGGCGUUGCCCACGCCCACGCCUACGCCCACACCAACGCCAACGCCCACACAACCAAUGCACCAUCAACAACAACAAGAGCAUCAUCCGCAGCAGCAGCAGCAACAACAACAACAUCAGCUGGCCAGCAGCAAACAGUUAGCCAAGUCUAUGCCAGUCACGCCCAUACAGCCGCAAUCGCCCACAGAUCCAACGGCCGCCCAUUUCAUGCUGAUGCCCCGUUCGCCCUCAUACGAGCUGUACGAGCCGCGCCCCGCACGUUUUCGGCAUGCCCACUCGGAUGCGACAUUCCAUAUGCCACCCUAUGAUGGCGAUGAUGGCGACGACGACGACGAGGACGAGGAUGACUUGGAUGACGGCGAUGUGGACACCUCAUCGCUGGCCAUGAUUACGCCGCCGCCGCCCUAUGACACGCCKCAGCUAGCGCUAGCUACCGCCUCUGCACCACCAUUGCCACCGCCGCGCCGAUUCCGUUUUGGGAAUCGCGAGCUGUUCAGCAUGAGCCCAGGCACGCCCAAGUCCAAUGCCAUUACGCCCACAAAGCUCAGUGCCGCUGCGGCGGCCAUGUUUGCGACGCCGCAGAUGGCGCAGCUGAACCGCAAGUGGGCCCAUCUGCAGCGCAAGCGUCGACGGCGCAACAGCAGCAACGGCGAUUCUAAGGAACUGGAUAAGCUCGUUCUGCAGUCCGUCGACUGGGAUGAGAAUGAGAUGUAUUAGCGGCAAAAGCGUCAAUCGAUUAAAAUGCCCAACUCCAAACUAAACUUGUAGCAAUCUUAGCAUAUACAAAUAUAGAUAUAUA
This is a messenger RNA of Drosophila arizonae, 3638 nucleotides long. Its product is annotated as semaphorin 1a. Gene Ontology annotation, molecular function: chemorepellent activity; semaphorin receptor binding. Gene Ontology annotation, biological process: negative chemotaxis; semaphorin-plexin signaling pathway; axon guidance. The record is from RefSeq and is a predicted model, not a curated record. Lineage: Eukaryota; Metazoa; Arthropoda; Insecta; Diptera; Drosophilidae. Gene Ontology annotation, cellular component: plasma membrane.